GUGUUUCAAAUUUUUAAAAAGAAAAUGGGUUGUUUUCAGGAUCUAAGGAGAGAAUCCUACAAGUUGAGUACCAAUCUUUGCGUUUUUGUGUCAAUACUCGGAUUUCUGCUGGUUUUGGGACUAGGAAUUUUCAUAUCAUCUGUUGCGUAUCUUCACAAAUAUGAUAAAGACCCUGUUUAUCCGUCACCGGAAAUGCUCAAGGAGUCCGUUUCGGGAGAUUUCACAUCGCAGGGCAUAGUGACUGAGAGAAUGAUUCAAAUGCCCCAGUCGUGUUCUGACAUCGCUGGAUGCGGUGGGAUAACAAAGGAUGGUGAAUACUGGUUGUAUCCUGCAGCAACGAAUGGGAAGAGGGUGAAGAUUUAUUGUCAUGACAUGCAGAGAGAUCCUAAGGAGUAUGUCACUCUGAAGUAUGAAAACUUCUUUGUUCAACACGACAGCUCAAACUGGAUUAGCAAAUACAAACGCUGCACAUCUAUAUUUAGGCCCCCACUAAAGAAAGCAGUUUUUUUGAAAGUGGCCAUUAACAUAAAGGAUAUGUCUGUGAAUGGAACAGAUUAUACGUUUGCAGUGCGUACAGGGAAUUUCAGUCUUCCUUUCGGACAAACAACAGACUGUGCUGGAGAAAUAAACUUUGUCAGAAAAACCUGUCCUCGAUUUUCCGGAGCAAAAAUCAAUACUCGAGGAACAGGGAUGAUAUUUGAUCCUACUAUUGUAUUCGGUAGAGUGGGAGGCUAUGCUACUGGUAUACUGGAUUUUCAGCGUUCAGCAGACGGAGCGGAAGUGUCUUUCCGGUGUGGAGGAUGGUGUGGAAAGUGUGGUGCAGUUGAAGAAGAAAUGAAGUUUAUUUUGGCAACAGAAUUUCUGCACAACCGGUGAUUUGUUCAGUGAAAUGAAGUCAAUGGUCCUAGACAUCAGCUUCGUUAUCAAGCUAUUUAGAGAAUGACAUGUCUCUUCUGGAAAAGAAAUUUUGGAACCUCUGACUUCAACAAUAAUGUACAAUUGAUUUUCUUUGCAUUCGUAUUAUGAUUUCUUAUAUUAUCAGUUUGUAAAAGAGCAAAGUGAUAUAACUAUUACUAUUAUUAUUGUUUUACUUGUAUUUAAAUGACAUACCUAAUGUGCAUCACUCUUCUGAGUUUGUUUCUCACGUGGAUACUCAAUUAUGUUUCAAAAAGCUACAACAAUUAAAUAAUUAAGUAUCAAAAUCACUAGUAUUUA
Messenger RNA from Saccostrea cuccullata (small rock oyster), 1215 nucleotides. RefSeq names its product A disintegrin and metalloproteinase with thrombospondin motifs 9-like. Lineage: Eukaryota; Metazoa; Mollusca; Bivalvia; Ostreida; Ostreidae. The transcript has 5 exons. The coding region runs from base 25 to 876 and encodes 283 amino acids. The record is from RefSeq and is a predicted model, not a curated record. Gene Ontology annotation, molecular function: metalloendopeptidase activity; zinc ion binding.